This is a messenger RNA of Suillus subalutaceus, 722 nucleotides long. RefSeq lists its product as uncharacterized. Bases 121 to 624 code for a protein of 167 amino acids. The record is from RefSeq and is a predicted model, not a curated record. The transcript is spliced from 2 exons. NCBI's taxonomy places the organism in Eukaryota, Fungi, Basidiomycota, Agaricomycetes, Boletales, Suillaceae.
UUCAAGUUAAAAGCAGAUCGCCGUAUAUUACGAACAUUAACCACCCUUCUCGAAUUCACUCUGACAACGACAGCCUUCAAUUUUUCUGCUUCUCAACUGAACACCAAGUCUUAUAUUAUAAUGUCUGCAUCCGAACUUUUACGUCAAUCGAUGCAAAAUUUGAGGGUCGCUGAAACAAAGUCGACUCUACCGUCCCUCGUACCAUUCAAAUUCACGUCUCCCCCACGAAAGUUCAAGCUGUCCUACCCAGCCCUACAACAUUACAAACAAAAUUUCGGCUUCUGGCUUAGCGACCAAUGGCUCAUCGAACUUGGAAAACACACACACCUUCCAGAAGAUCGCUUUGACCCUCCACUUGACGAAGAUUUCUGGAUGAGAGGUGUUGCGUACAUCUGUGAGACUGUCGGCCUCGAAGGUCUGACUGUUGAACACUGCUUUCAGCCAAAGACGAACGGCGCGCCUCCUCAGUUCCUGGAUGCCGAUGGAGAGGUGCUUGUCCUAUCCGUGUGUGAUGAUGUCGAGGACGACAUCCCUUCGCAGCAACAGGUGGAUUAUUUGACGAAUCUUCUGGGUAGACCGCCGCAGUGGUGGGUCAAUAUCUAUCCGCGUAAUGAUUGGGAGUGAGCGUAGAAGUAUUUUGAUAUCGAGCUUCCGCCACUGUUGACUUGGAAUACUUAAUGUGUACAUCACAUCACCACCAGUCAUACUAUUAAGUUCCUAUA